Anastrepha ludens (Mexican fruit fly) is the source of this 3321-nucleotide messenger RNA. It is a transcript of the gene Pu, whose product is annotated as GTP cyclohydrolase 1. The transcript has 5 exons. The coding region runs from base 707 to 1747 and encodes 346 amino acids. Gene Ontology annotation, biological process: tetrahydrobiopterin biosynthetic process; tetrahydrofolate biosynthetic process. Gene Ontology annotation, cellular component: cytoplasm. The record is from RefSeq and is a predicted model, not a curated record. Lineage: Eukaryota; Metazoa; Arthropoda; Insecta; Diptera; Tephritidae. Gene Ontology annotation, molecular function: GTP cyclohydrolase I activity; GTP binding; zinc ion binding.
GUUUGACGGUAUUUUAAAACGUAAAGGUGUCUAAAUUGCGCUCUCGCAGCCGACAAAUCAUACCGUCAAAUUGAAAAUAAAAUAACAGUUAUAAAGCUGCACCACAACAGCUAGUGAAUGAUUCGACGAGUAGUGUGUUGUGUAUGCGUAGAAAUCUCAAACUGAUUCCGAUUGUGAGAUUACAAAAAAGAAAAAAAACAUACAUAUAUAUCUUGAAAUUGCAAUAUUUGUAUAAAAGGCAGCCACAACGGUUGGCACGCAGAUAAUUUCAUUUUAAUAUUCAUUGCAAACACACACGUAAACCGCACAUAGCUCACGCGCUAAUCGACGACUAUACUUAUGUAUAUACCUGCAUACACAAAAUAAUAGCGACAGUGUUAAAUAAAUAUUAGUUCUUACAACAAACAAAUAAUAAUUUUAAAUACAUAUUAUACAAAGUGUACUUUCAUUUAUUUGUUGUUGCUUUUAGUGUAUUUAGUCAAAAUUGCUUUUACAAAAAAAAAAAAUAAAUAUAAUAUAUACAACAACUGAAUAACAAAAAGUGCAUUUAAGCAAGAGAAAAGUACAAAUUAUUAAACAUAGAAUUUGUAACACUACAACAAAGUGCUAAAACAACAAACAAGCAAAUCAUCUUCUAACUAAAUACCAACCACCAACUAGUCGUUUUAAAGAGUGCAUUGAAUUCAACAAUAAACUGACGUCGAACAUGAAUUUCACACGCCAGCUAUCGGAAAUGAGCGCCAGUGAACUUAAUGACGCCAUUGACGACACCAAUUUCCCACAGGCGCAUAUCCUGUCACGUGGCCGCAACAACAGCGUCUGCUCGACAAGCUCCGCUUCGGGCAUAAUACCGCUUAUGGAUCGUGCCCUCUCGCAGACAGAUGAAGUGGUUGGUACUACCACGGCCAACAGCAUUGGCACUUCUGCUACCACACCAGGUGGCGUCAAUACGAAUGUUGGUGGUGGUGGUCCCACUAAUGCGCUAGUCAACGAUGCAGUGAUUACGACACCACCUGUCGCCUUUACACGCCCGAAAUUGAUGUUGAAAACAAAUGGCAUCAUACCCGAGCAUGAGGCGGACGCACCAAUGACCCCAAAAACUCCGCGUACAUCGACGACACCAGGUCAUGAAAAUUGCACAUUCCAUCAUGACCUCGAACUGGAUCACAAACCUCCUACGCGUGAGGCUCUUUUACCCGAGUUGUCGCGUUCUUAUCGCCUCUUGCUGAGUGGUCUGGGUGAAAAUCCCGAGCGACAGGGCUUGCUGAAGACACCCGAACGUGCGGCAAAGGCCAUGUUGUUCUUUACGAAGGGUUACGACCAGAAUUUGGAAGAUGUUCUUAACGGCGCUGUCUUCGAUGAGGAUCACGAUGAAAUGGUUGUCGUCAAGGAUAUUGAAAUGUUUUCCAUGUGCGAACAUCAUAUGGUUCCGUUCUAUGGAAAGGUUUCUAUUGGCUAUUUGCCGUGCAAUAAGAUUUUGGGGCUCAGCAAGUUGGCAAGAAUUGUGGAGAUCUUUUCACGACGCUUGCAAGUGCAGGAACGUCUGACCAAGCAGAUUGCCGUUGCCGUCACACAGGCCGUACAACCAGCUGGAGUAGCUGUUAUCAUUGAAGGAGUUCACAUGUGUAUGGUAAUGCGAGGCGUACAGAAAAUCAAUAGCAAAACUGUGACCUCAACAAUGUUAGGCGUCUUUCGUGACGACCCCAAAACCAGAGAGGAAUUCUUGAAUCUCGUCACCAGCAAAUAAGUACUUGCACUUGAAUAUUUGGACUGGAGAUGCGACAAAACAUUCCGAUGAACCGAAGUACAUAAAGGCGGAAAUUUUUAUAACGAAUGCUGCUAUUAUACAAUAUUUUAAAGAAAACUAUAUAUGUACUUAAAUAUAAAUUGCAUAUUGUAUAAGAAAUAAUAUACAUAUUAAUAUACAUACAUACAUUUAUAUAAAAAUACUUAACCCGAAAAGAAAAGAAAAAAGAAAAAUAAACAUCCAGAAAGAGAAUUGUAUUGUACUUAAACGGCCAACACGAAAGUUACCGUGAAUGUUGGAGAAGUAAAUAUUUUUUGAAUGUCGUACAAGACAAAUGAGCGCAUUAAAAAACCUAAUAAACUUUAAAAUAAAUAUCAAGGCUAGAUGGAUUAUGGAAUAUUAUUUUGUGAAUUAUACAAAAAGUGAGAUAAAAAUAAAGAAUAGUUGUAUUCGAUGCAAAAUUAGCCCAUCACAAGCCAGCAAUCCAAAUCAAGAGCGUAAGGGAAAAUUCUCUCUUAAAGACCAGAAAAAACAAAAAAGUUAAAGAACGCAAAAUUUGCUAUCAGUGGCGAAAAGCGGUAGAAGAAGAGUUGUCAGCUAAGAUUGUGUAGAAAUCUUGUGUAUUUAUCAUAAAUAUGAUUUGUAUACAAUUUCCGUUUUAUUGCUUCUAGAAAACUAGAAACUGCCCAUUUCAGGCGGACGCAGGAAAGAGCAAAAGUGUUGAAAAGACCAGAUUCACCAGAAAUAAAUUUGUUUGCUUGAAACAGUACAAUCAUAUAUGUAGUAUGCUUUAAGAUGAUAUGUUUUUGUGAUGCUUAAUUUUUGCAGCCUCUUACAUCGAACUGUCACUUAGCUCUAACUUUUUAAGUGAUUGAUGAUGUUUCAGUGUAAUCGAACACCUAUUUGCAAAAAUUAUGAAUAACUAUUACACAAUUUUGUAUUAUCGAACGCAACUAAAGGGAAUAAUCGUGUUAAAAAUUAUAUGAAAAGUAAAAAUUUGAUUAAUAAUAACAAUAAAAAUAAUUUGAAUAACAACACAAAUAACACAAAUGUUAUAAUAAUAAAGUUUGGAAAACUUACAGGAAAUGCACUAAAAGAGUAACAUUUAAUAAAAAAAGAAGCUGUAAGAUGAACCUGAAAAUUUUUGAUAAAACUUACUUUAAUGAAAUAAGCAACGAAAAAGUGCGGCAAUCUUGCAUUGUUACAUUCAAGCUGAAUUAUCUAUUAGAAAGACCUAUUUUGCGAAAUAUAAAAAAAAUGUUUUUGUUGACUUAAGUUAAUAUAAUACUUUUACCAUUGAAAAUAUAUUUCUUAAAACUAUGCACUUAAGAAAAGGUUCUUAAUAGUUAAUAAGGUGUUGGAGAAUGGAAAAUAAUUAAUGUUAAUUUAUUGUAUGAGAAAAAGAAGAAAUCUGCUUGCCAUUUAUAAACUGCAAAGAAUGGAAAAGACGCAUAAGGACUUUGUAAAAAAUAAUCAUACGUUCUAAAAUAUGCUUUCAUGUAAAAAAUAUGCCUAUAUUUAUAACAAAAACAAAAAAAAAAAAAAAAAAUUAAUAAUAAUAGUAUUGAAAGAAU